AUGUCAGGUGAUGGAGUCGUGGUUGUGACACAUAAUGUGUUUGCAAAGUUGCCCUCGUACAACCCCUUUGUGGGCACGUUCCAUCAUGCACCAAGUGCUGGAAACCGUGGUGCCGUCUACUUCUCGAGCGACAUUGUUGACAUGGCAGAGCUUGAGGAACGCAAAAAGUUCCGGCACCAUCCGCUGACGGGCAUUUUCCACUCACUGCCGGGCUAUUACGAUCCAUUACACAAGCUUGCUGCUUGUCGUCGUGUCAUGACAGCUGAAGGCAUUUACUCUGACACGGAAUCGUUACGUUCCUUCGUGGCUAUGGACAUUACGGAUAGUGAAGACUUUGCAUGUCUUCAGCAACCUUCGCAGAUGAAUCGCAUGUACAGUGACUCUCGAUGUAUUCCCAAUGCAGACCUUAUGACGCGACCUCGUCGCUUUAGUGACGGUGAUGCUGAUCCGUUUUUCAAUGGCAAUAAAGCUGGUUCACCCAAUAAGAAUGAUAGCGGAGUCGACUACUGUGAUGAAACCACAGACAGCGACGUGGACGACGAUCUUGCGGCAUUGGUGCGACAACUGCCUCGGUCGUUACCUUUGAACAUUCUGUCGAUCACGGACAAAUAUGAUGUUCCACCGCCGGUGGGUGCUUUACCCCCUCGUCGUACGCCAUACAAGAAGCCACGAAAAUCAUCUGGCACGUCUUCUACUAUCAUGGAAAACAAUGGAUCGUCUUCUGGUCGAUCGUUUAUUGCUUCAAGCUAUGAACGCGCUGAGCUUGGUAUGUCGACGGGUUGCUUGGAGUUGACGGACGGUUUCAUCUCGACGGGUAAAGGCAUUUUCAGGAAGGUCGGUUUCCGUUCACCACUGAAUGAGCGUCCAAAUGAUAAGGGCAGAGGUAGACUCAAGACAUCUGCUAAACUGAAGCUUCAGCGCUCUAUCAGUGAGGGAAGUUCAGACGACGAUAUCAACGACGAGUACACCCAAGCAGCACCUCGAAUUCCUGCGAAUCCGUUUGUGGCAAGGCGUUUGAACGAUGGAGAUGAGCUCCGUAUCAUGGCAAUCCACCGCACAGGAAGACGUGACGCGUCGGCCCAGGUUAUCAAAAAUGACGAUCAUGGUAGCGACAGCGAGGACGAGUGUAGCUACCCGAAACCUUACUUUAUUCACGAGAAGGCUGUCACAGAGCAGUAUGAACUGGUUGGUGUAGACCAGCUGGGCGAUGGCUCCUACGCUGUGGUGAAACCUGCUAUUCAUCGUGUCAACGGGAAGCAAGUUGCAAUUAAACAGAUUCACAAGCGUUUCCUGCGUGAUGAAGCAGCGAAGAAUGCUGUGAGCCGAGAAAUCGAGAUCCACCUGCGCUUGCGGCACAAACAUAUUGUGAGGCUGUAUGAAGUUUAUGAGACUCCUGAUUUCCUUUACCUGGUCAUGGCGAAGGCAACGAAGGGUAAUUUGAAGGCUUUGAUGCAACGAAAGCGUAUGCUCCCUGAGGCACUUGCUGGAAAGCUGUCACAGCAAAUUGCCCGUGCUGUUCUGUUCCUGCAUGAUAUGGGCGUGCUGCAUUGCGAUCUGAAGCCUGACAACAUUUUAUUGAGCGAUGCUAAGACGACAAAUGAUAACGGCGAAAACUCGCCGGUCAUGCGUCGCGCAAGUCCUCCUAAGUCAAGUCAAGACCCUCAUGCUGUCGUUAUGGUCAACGACUACAACGUCGAGUUGUGUGAUUUCGGACUGUCGGUGAAGGUGCCUGAUGUUCGCUUCUUUAAACUGACCGGUGAUGUUCACAAGGUCCCGUUCACCGGAGUUACGGGCACCUCAGGCUACAUUGCUCCUGAGCUGCUACAGCAGCAGUCGUACGGCAAGCCAGUGGACAUGUGGUCGGUGGGAAUUAUUAUUUUUGAAAUGUUGACGGGGUACCAGCCAUUCUACCCGCCGCAUGCGUGCAUCGAGGAAGACGCUGACUUUUCAGACCGUGUGUGGAAGACGAUCAGUGCUGAUGCGAAGGACUUGGUGCAGCGCUUGUUGGAGCGUGACCCUACAAAGCGACUUACCGCUGCUGAGGCAUUAGCACACACCUGGUUUGAGUCGGCUAUGUUUGCAAUUUAG
Messenger RNA from Peronospora farinosa, 2088 nucleotides. Lineage: Eukaryota; Oomycota; Peronosporomycetes; Peronosporales; Peronosporaceae. The record is from the annotation of a GenBank genome assembly.